Molecule: messenger RNA, 1407 nt
Organism: Naegleria gruberi
Lineage: Eukaryota; Heterolobosea; Eutetramitea; Acrasida; Naegleriidae
Exons: 1
Coding region: 1-1407 (468 amino acids)
Molecular function (GO): protein binding
Source: RefSeq, a predicted model, not a curated record
AUGACCAUGAACAUUCUUGUUGUAAUCAUGAACAUUAUCAUAAAUUAUUCCAAAAAACAGUCGAAAAAAACUUCAAACUCCAUCUUCGUUACAAUAAAAGUGCAACUCGCGAUUAGUAAACCUCACCAAAAAAAAAUGCCACCAAAGAGAAAAGCCACCACAAAAAAAGCACCAAAGAAGAACCAAAAAUCAGCAUCCAAUAAAUCAUCAUCAAGACUCUAUGAAAAAUUCUUACAGGAGGAAAAGAAAAGAAUUGAACAAGUAGAUGAACACAUGCUCAAGUUUGUUGAAUCAACUUGUUAUGAAAAUUAUCAAAAGAAUGAUGAUAAGAAAGUACGAAAUUAUGAUGAAUUUUGUGAUUUGAUGAUGGAUGUAUUGGUAAGAAAGAAGAGAAAAUAUGAAAUGGAACGUGUACCUUCUUUAAUCAAAUCAUUACCACCAGAAGUUGUUGCCUAUUCGAUUGUUCCAUUUAUGGAUUUGGAAAGUGUAUUGAAUGGAUCAGUGUUUUUGGUUUGUCGUUCUUGGUAUGAAGGUAUGAUUGAUGAGGAAAGAAUGUGGCAAGAAUUGUUUUGUAGAUUGUGGGAUAUGACAUUGGAAAGUUUGAAAAAUUGGACUAAAUGGCCAACACAAUACGAUAGCAAUGAUACAUAUGUAGAAAUUAACAGAACUACUCGUUUUACAACAAAACCAACUAUAUUUAAAAAGAGUGGCAAGGAGAUGAUUAAAAAGCACUCAUAUCAAUUUAUGAAGGAAUUUUGUUUGUUAAAACACGCAAGUUUUAACAAACAUUCAAGAAUUGGACCUGUGAGAGCUUUCUUUUUAACUACCCAUCAGGAUAGUAGUUAUGCUGAUACUACUCUUAUUGCACCAUCCCUUUAUUCAAGAUUUCACAUUACAUCUGUAGAUCACAAGUUGACCUAUAUUAGUGUAACUGAUGAUGGAGAUACUAACAAUACAAUAUCAACUAUUCACUUUACAUUGGAUUAUUACACUGCACUCAUUCCUUUUUCUAUGAGGAUUGAUGUUGACUAUAGUGUUUCCUAUGGUGGUGAAGCUCAUGAAAAAGGUAUUUCUAUUUCUGUAUCUAGAUUACACAGUGAUCAAGCUAGUGACUUGAAAAAACCAAAAAACCAAACUAAACUCAUCUUGAAACAAAGUGAGGGGAAUGGAGCUGACGAGGAAGAGGAGAAUGAUGAGGAUGAAGAAUCUGAACAAGACGAAACUGAUGGGGAUGAACAAAGAGGUUUAUCAAAUAGAGAACAAGCUAUUUCAACAUUUAAGAAAGAAUGGAUUGGACAAGAUUUUGUAAAGAUUGAUGAUGAUGGUCAAUGUUGGUUGUUCAAAUUUAUUUCAACAUUGGGCAUUAAUUUGCUGGAUGAAGCAUUGUACAGAAUUAAUGAUAGAUAA